AUGUCAUCUAAUAAUAUUGUAUUACCACAUGAAAUUAUUCGUUUGAUUUUAUUAUAUUGUCAAACACCAAAGGAUUAUCUAUCACAAUCGUUAAUUAAUCGUCAAUGGUCUUAUGAAGCUCUUCGAUUGAAAUCACUUAUGAAAAAACGUUUUACACGUAAGAUUGAAAUACUGAAUGUUCGAUUUAUCAUGUGGAAUAUAGAUGCACGUGUAAGUGUUAUUGGUUAUGGUCAACAUCUUCAACGUCAUGGUUUAGAAGAAUGUGUACAAACAGAUCAUCGUGUUGGUGGACCUAGUUCAUCGGUUUACUAUUUAGAACGACAUUGGCAAGAAGGUAAAUUACAUGGAUUAGAAAUACUUCGCGAGAUCAAUGAAAUUUGGUAUACUAACUAUUAUCAAAAACAAGAGAAAGUAGCAGAUAUAAAUAUUAUUCAUCCAUAUGAGUGUUUAGAAGCAGUUGAUUCAAUGAAAAAAUAUGGAAGACAUCAAAUAGUACCAAAAGAUAGUGUAUUACCAGAAGGAUGUGAUUAUCUUGGCAGGAUCAUAUUUAAAUAUCAAUGGACAUCGGGCACAUUAGAAGAAAGUCAACAAUUACAACGAGAUUCAAUAGAUGAAUAUGAUCAAACAGAAUUCAGUAGUCUAUAUGAUUUUAUUCAUAGUGUUGAUUUACACCAUGCAUGUUUGUCGUUGUUACCUAUGUGA
Messenger RNA from Adineta steineri, 702 nucleotides. Lineage: Eukaryota; Metazoa; Rotifera; Eurotatoria; Adinetida; Adinetidae. The record is from the annotation of a GenBank genome assembly.